AUGCCAUCAUACUGGGAUUCUGAAAUGGAUAAAUCAGAUAUGAUACCAAACAAGUUAACCUACCCUUCCCUUGGUCCACCAUGCCCCAUGUCAAUUGAAUAUCUUGAACGCGUCAAAAUUCUAUCUGAAAAAAUUAAGCAAAAAAAGCCAAAGGUGGUUGGUCACCCUUCUUUUACCAAAAUUCCAAGAAUUAGACUUUACUGCGCAAAUGAGGCCUUGGCCAUUCCUUAUGUCAGUCCAAUGUUGGCAGAAAGUUUAGGAAAUUUACCACCCAUUUUAUGUCAAGUAGGUGGCGGAGAAAGGUUUCGGGAUUCUUUAGUUUUAUUUGGUUUUAAAGCUUCUGACCCAAACAAAUACCAAUUGCCCAAAUACGCUACGGAAAAUUUUGAUAAUUCCCCAUUCAAGAAACCCACACAGGUCACACUUGAGCUCUAUGACGAUGCUUGCCAUUGCUUUUUCUUGUUUCCUUUUGAAAAAAUUAGCCUUUUCUCGCAAAAUAGAGCAUUUGAUUUCAUUAAGCUUCAUGCAGCCGUCGAUGAAAAUAUUCCUGACGGAUCAGAAAAUAGCGCUACUUAUGAAAAUGAUAAAACGAUUAAUGCGAUCGCAAUUAACCCUAACUGUGAAAUUAGGGAGUUGGAUGAGAAAUAUAUGGAUUGCUUAAAGUUUGAGAAUAUUGGAGUUUUGCCGGAUGUGAAUGAAGAUGAUUAUGUUGAUAAUGUUUAG
Molecule: messenger RNA, 723 nt
Organism: Funneliformis mosseae
Lineage: Eukaryota; Fungi; Glomeromycota; Glomeromycetes; Glomerales; Glomeraceae
Source: the annotation of a GenBank genome assembly